AUGAAGACGAGAAAAGGGAAGCAAGAUAAUCCAUUGAUAAAACAAUAUGGGAAAUCCCAAAGGGAGUUAGAAGACAUCAUUAGCCUUUUCAAAGAAACAGACCCAGAUAGUGCACCCAUUUUUGUUGCUCGUGACCUACAAAAACUUCCGCCGAUCACUUUCGAUCAUGUAGAUGUAACUCGAUUGCUGAAGGAUAUAGUUUUGUUGCAACAGGAGGUUAAGAUCAUCAAGGAUAAUUAUGUAACCAAGACGCACCUGGAAGAGCUAAAGAAAGAUAAAUCUUUCUUAAAAACAUCCACAUCACCAGCUCAUCAUCAUAAGGUAGGUAGAAGGUGCAGUGCCUUCUUGUUAGAUGUGGGUACUACGUUCGGUGACAGUGGGCCGAUGGGCUUGUCGCACGAGUUAUCAACAGCUGAUGUACCGUUACAAACAACUGACGUACAGACGGAAAAGAUAUCUAUCGCACAAGUAGCUAGUCGUGCUCGUGAUAGUGUCGAUGCACUUGCACCUGCGUCAGAUAUGCAUAAAGCUGACCUCUUUACAUCUGGAAGCGUGACUGCUUAUAACGGUAUGGAUGGGCGGCAAUCAUUCAGCGCAGGAGGCACUAAAGUAACUCCUAUUCCAAUGCACAACUCACCGAGCAAAAGCAAGAUGAAUGAUGACGAAAUAAUUGUAGUGAAUAAGUAUACUAACAAUAAUAACGCAAUAAAAGAUACAUCUUGUGAUGUUAAUUUUGAGACUUCGCCAACUAUGGCCGAAAUAUUGAAAAAAAUUUGA
Parnassius apollo (apollo) is the source of this 777-nucleotide messenger RNA. Lineage: Eukaryota; Metazoa; Arthropoda; Insecta; Lepidoptera; Papilionidae. The record is from the annotation of a GenBank genome assembly.